CAAGAUGAACAAAGAUGCGCAGAUGAGAGCAGCGAUUAACCAAAAGUUGAUAGAAACUGGAGAAAGAGAACAUCUCAAAGAGUUGCUGAGAGCUAAAUUAAUUGAAUGUGGCUGGAAGGACCAGUUGAAGGUACACUGUAAAGAGGUAGUUAAAGAAAAAGGACUAGAACAUGUUACUGUUGAUGACUUGGUGGCUGAAAUCACACCAAAAGGCAGAGCCCUGGUACCUGACAGUGCAAAGAAGGAGCUCCUACAAAGAAUAAGAACAUUCCCUGCUCAGCAUGCCAGCCUUUCAGACUGGAUGAGAUUGUGUUGUUUUGUGGUUUUAUUUCUGAAACCAGAGGCCAAGAUCCUCAAGAGUGUGAUGGCCAUCUGUUUGGUCGUGGUAGAUGGGGCAGAUCAGAACGUUCUCUGUCUUCGGCUGUAA
Leptonychotes weddellii (Weddell seal) is the source of this 427-nucleotide messenger RNA. The record is from RefSeq and is a predicted model, not a curated record. Lineage: Eukaryota; Metazoa; Chordata; Mammalia; Carnivora; Phocidae.